GCCCAUCACUUAGGUUCUAAAUCAACAUUUUACUCUGUCUUUAUUACAUCUGUCCUGAUCCAUCCACCCAUCCGUCCAUCUCAUUUGUUGAUCACUUCAGGUUUGGUUGGGAUGUUCCAGUAAUUUUGAGAAAUUCCGAAGAGACGCAGUUCAAAACAAGAGUUUUCAAAAAGCAAAUGAGACAAGUCAAGAAUCCUUUUGGCUUAGAGAUCACUAAUCCAUCUUCAGCUUCGAUUUCAACUGGCAUAACUUUGACAACAGAUUGCCUUGAAGAUAGCCUCCUUACAUGCUACUGGGGGUGCAGUGUUCAAAAAUUAUAUGAGGCUCUGCAGAAGCAUGUUUAUUGCUUCCGAAUAAGCACUCCCCAAGCAUUGGAAGAUGCUCUGUAUAGUGAAUAUCUCUAUCAGGAACAGUAUUUUAUUAAAAAAGACAGCAAAGAAGAAAUAUAUUGCCAGUUACCAAAAGAUACUAAAAUUGAAGACUUUGGAACAGUGCCCAGAUCUCGCUAUCCAUUGGUAGCAUUGUUGACCCUAGCUGAUGAGGAUGACCGAGAAAUUUAUGAUAUUAUUUCCAUGGUGUCAGUAAUUCAUAUUCCUGACAAAACUUAUAAACUAUCCUGUAGAAUAUUGUAUCAAUAUUUACUCCCGACUCAAGGUCAAUUUCAUGAUCUUAAGCAACUUUUCAUGUCUGCAAAUAAUAAUUCCACUCCUUCCAGCAAUUCCUCUCCAGAAUUAAAAAGCACGGACCGAAGUUUGUUGGAAAGGGCUGGACUGUCUGAAAGUGAAGCAGACGCCCCGGAGGAGAAUGGCAAGGACUGUGUCGUUUGCCAGAACGGGACGGUGAACUGGGUGCUCCUGCCCUGCAGACACACGUGCCUGUGCGACGGCUGCGUGCGCUACUUCCAGCGCUGCCCGAUGUGCAGGCAGUUUGUUCAGGAGUCGUUCGCACUUCGCGGGCAAAGGGAGCACGAUCGAGACCGACUGAAAACCCUUUGAGGGUGUUGUUACAGCGGAAAACUGUCCUCUGCACCGAAGAUGUGGACAUUUGUGUUCUUGGAAUGAAUCAUAACAUGGAAUCCACAGUGUUGACCGUCAAUGAAAAUUCUAUUUUAACUUCAUAUUUGUACGGUACCGAAUAAUGACAUUUAAUUACUCGUUCCUGUUCCAUAUGAAAUACCAUCUGUGUUAAUACAUAAAAGUACAUUCAGCUCUUGACAAGAAUGUAAAUGUUUGGCCUUUUAUCAGCUAGAGGAUUUCGUAUAAUCAGAAAAAUUCUGAAAAAUAAUCCAUCUAAAAUUUGAGGAAGUAAAAGUCUCAAGUUUUCUGCAAUUGGGAAAAAUAUGAAUUUUGCUUAAAGUAGUAGUAUGGUCCCCCAUUUACAGAGGAGUUGGAAAGGGCUUCUAACUUCAAGUCCUUUCCUGAAAUGUCAGUUUUUAUAAAUAUCCAUCUGUUUGGUUUCUAAUUUUCCUUAUAAUCAUAGUCACAUAAACAUAAGUCUUAAUUUUUAAAUAUAGAUUCUUAAAUUAUAAAUGCAAGAUACAAUUCUUGACUGUUCUCAGUGUGUCAUAGAUGAAAAUGAUACUCAUUUAUAGGAAGCAGAUAUAUAAAGCAAGAAUAAUAAAAUUUCUCGGAUAAUUAAAUUUACUGUCAAAUACGAUUAGAUUAGCAGACUGUGACCUCUAGGGAAGCUCUAGACUCAGUGCCUCACCUUGGGUUUCCUCCUGCACAGAAAAUCCAUCCCAGACUGGAGGGGUUUCGAGCCAGAAAAAUCACUGACAGAAACAAAUGACUUUUUGUGAGUGUGUUUUUAUUCCAAAUAAACCCCAUAUCUUUCUGAAUGUUAAAUUAUUUUGCUUAUUCCCUGUUAUGUCCGAGGAAGACUUGAGGAGCCUGAGAGGCAAAAAGGCCCAUCCCCCCUCUUUCUAAGAUGACUAAGAAGAAAAAGGUAAAUCAGAACUUCCUGUAUCUUCAGCGGAAAUUACCUUCAACUCUCCAAGAAAUUAGAUCAUGGCAAAUAAACUGUGACAUUCAGGGAGAUUUUUAA
Molecule: messenger RNA, 2043 nt
Organism: Molossus molossus (Pallas's mastiff bat)
Lineage: Eukaryota; Metazoa; Chordata; Mammalia; Chiroptera; Molossidae
Gene: CGRRF1
Product: cell growth regulator with ring finger domain 1
Exons: 6
Coding region: 177-995 (272 amino acids)
Biological process (GO): negative regulation of cell growth
Source: RefSeq, a predicted model, not a curated record